ACAAUGGCCAACCUUAAUGUAAUCUUCUUAAACAUUCUAUUCUUCACCUUCUUCCUUGCAGCAAAUGCAAUUCAAGGAUCUAAAACAACUCAAGUAAUAUUUCCUUGGCAACAAAGGGUCUCUUUCUCGCCUCCAUGGGAGUUGCAGGGUAGCAAUGAAGGGAAGAUGAAAAGAAAUUCAAGGAGAUUGAUGAUUGGAUCCACAGCACCUACCUGCACUUACAAUGAAUGCAGAGGAUGCAAAUACAAAUGUCGAGCCGAGCAAGUUCCGAUCGAAGGAAACGACCCGAUCAAUAGCGCAUACCGCUACAAAUGUGUUUGCCAUAGACCAUAAUUCAAGUCUGUCUUGCAUAUUAAGAAUUUUCCUGCUAGUUGUUUGUCUUGCAAGACAAGAAUGCUGUUGGCUUGUGUGUUUGGAUUUAGGUUGU
Molecule: messenger RNA, 427 nt
Organism: Hibiscus syriacus
Lineage: Eukaryota; Viridiplantae; Streptophyta; Magnoliopsida; Malvales; Malvaceae
Product: EPIDERMAL PATTERNING FACTOR-like protein 9
Exons: 3
Coding region: 4-333 (109 amino acids)
Biological process (GO): positive regulation of stomatal complex development
Source: RefSeq, a predicted model, not a curated record